AAUGUUUUGUUUAGAAUUUUAUUUAUUCAAAGCCAGGAAUUUUGAGAAUUGAGAGCUUGUUUUUCCAACAUAAAAAAUGGAAAGUUCAACAUAGUAGUCGGAGACUUUCUUCUCUCAACAACUUUGCUUUCGUUUAUAAUCGUCUAAUUAUCAUUAACAUUACCGAUUGAAUUAACUGUCUCUAGCUAGCUUUCCAUUUUAAAUAAAAAGUCUACUUAAGCCAGGAUAGCAGCUCGGAAAUCGAUUACUAUUUUAGUAAUAAAAAUAACACUUUAAAUAAGAAUCCAGUAGUUAAGGAUAAUGGCGCUUGACCCUGUAAUCAUGGAGGUUCAGCAAAAGCGUGCGCUGAAGUUUCUGCUGGAUUUCGUGGCCAGGAUCUUCGUAGUGUCCAGCUUCCUGGCGGAGGCCUUGUACACCUACAGCCACUGGCACCUGCAAAGGAGUACGGUGAACAUGACCUGGCAUUGUGGCUACUUGGUGGCCGGGACCUUCAACAGCCUUCUGGCGACGGCGCAACUGAUUGGCUCCCUGCUGAUUGUGGUCCACAGGCAGAGAUUCCUGGCCACGGGAAUGCUUUGGUUGGCUUCCCACCUGCGAAUGGCCGCCACUCCGGCGCUGUGGAGCGUGCCCAAGUACAUGGAGCUGUGCGGCAUGAUCAGCGCCCUGCUGCUGAUAAUGCUGAAGUCCCAACGAUACGCAGUGGUCACCUUUCUGCUGAUCACCUACCUGAACUGCAAGGAGCUGGAGCGCUUCCUGUGGCACGUUCUCUACAAGUACGUGCUGAAGAUGCUGCUGGUCCUCAUCAUGGUGGGCUUCCGGCUGAAGCUCUCCACCGGUCUGCUGAUCGCUUUGUUGGCAAUCCACUGCCUGGAUAGCCACAUCUGGCGGAGUGAUGCCCUCGAGGACUACUUGUUGUCCACCGGGGACGUGCGCCGCUUCCACUUUUGGCACAAGGUCUCCGUAGCCGGGGGACUGAUGCUCAGUGUAUCCAAACGAAAUCGCCUUCACACGUUGUAA
Messenger RNA from Drosophila biarmipes, 1017 nucleotides. Its product is annotated as surfeit locus protein 4. The transcript has a single exon. Gene Ontology annotation, cellular component: membrane. The coding region runs from base 301 to 1017 and encodes 238 amino acids. The record is from RefSeq and is a predicted model, not a curated record. NCBI's taxonomy places the organism in Eukaryota, Metazoa, Arthropoda, Insecta, Diptera, Drosophilidae.